UUUUUUUCUGGGGUUGAUCGGAGGUGGGAUAGAGGGUGAAUGUGGGAAACAAACCUGUUUGGAGGCAUACAAGGAACUGACGGAGUUCCAGAUGUUAGUCACCUCUGGUCAAUGUAAUCUAAAGCUGGACAGCUAUGGAGAAGAGUGAAAAGGGGGGUACACAUGUUUAGAGAAUGGAGAGAAAAGGGAGAGGGUGGGGCUCCUCUUCUAACACCCUGUUCCCCAGUGAAGCUGGGUUCCCCAAGGUCUGAGAGAACUGUGUACAGUGCUGGCCUCUGGAAGGUUGCCAGGGAAACCGCUGCCCAGCUCCAGAGAUGUGGCCUCCGUUGCUCUGUAGUUGGGGAUGGGUGUGGGGGUGGGGAGAAUAUAUGCCUGGCUCCUCCUCUCGGCGCCACCCCCUCGCAAGGACCUUCUCUCCUAUGCAUGGUCAUUUGAAAAAGUUCGGGGCUAAGAACUCAUCUCUCUCUCUCUCUCUCUUUUUUUUUUUUUUUUUCUUCACUCCCCCCACCCCGACCCCGGUCCUACAGAGUCAUCCAGUUCAUUCUCCUUUAGCUCCCACCGAUGGGGUCCCUUUAUUUCAGAAAGCUCUCCGAGGAAGAAAACGCCUUCCCUCCCUCUCUGCCUCUCCGUGACCCCCUCACUCCUUCCUCCAGUUUCGGCGUCUUCUACCCGUAGCUGUAAUUCAGUCUGACUGGCAGCGAGGACAACUGUCCACGCAGGCUCUCCGCUCCGAGUGGGAAGCCGCCAAGAAGGCCUCGUUCGGAGCCCUGGGAGGGUCACCCUGGGGAGCAAAGCCCGGAUAAUUAUUGAUCAGCAGGUGGUGAACAAUGGCUGUGUGGAUCCAAGCACAGCAACUCCAAGGAGAUGCCCUCCACCAGAUGCAAGCGUUAUAUGGCCAACACUUCCCCAUUGAGGUGCGCCAUUAUUUAUCCCAGUGGAUUGAGAGCCAAGCUUGGGACUCAAUAGAUCUUGAUAAUCCACAGGAGAACAUUAAAGCUACUCAGCUCCUGGAGGGUCUGAUCCAGGAGCUGCAGAAGAAGGCUGAGCACCAAGUGGGGGAAGAUGGGUUUUUACUGAAGAUCAAGCUAGGCCAUUAUGCAACUCAACUUCAGAGCACAUAUGACCGCUGCCCCAUGGAGUUGGUCCGAUGCAUCCGCCACAUAUUAUAUAAUGAACAGAGGCUGGUCCGAGAAGCUACCAAUUGUAGUUCUCCAGCUGGGAACCUGGCUGAUGCUAUGUCCCAGAAACACCUGCAGAUCAACCAGACCUUUGAGGAGCUGCGACUGGUCACUCAGGACACAGAGAAUGAGCUGAAGAAGCUACAGCAGACUCAGGAGUAUUUCAUCAUCCAGUACCAGGAGAGUCUCAGAAACCAGGCUCAGUUUUCCCAGCUGUCACAGUUGAGUCCCCAGGAACGCUUGACAAGGGAAACAGCACUUCAACAGAAGCAGGUGUCCCUGGAGGCCUGGCUGCAGCGUGAGGCCCAGACUCUCCAGCAGUACCGAGUGGAGCUGGCAGAGAAACACCAGAAGACCCUUCAGCUGCUCAGGAAGCAGCAAACCAUCAUUCUGGAUGAUGAGCUGAUCCAGUGGAAGAGGCGGCAGCAGCUGGCAGGGAAUGGAGGGCCCCCAGAGGGCAGCCUGGAUGUCCUGCAGUCUUGGUGUGAGAAGUUGGCAGAGAUCAUCUGGCAGAAUCGGCAGCAGAUCAGGCGGGCAGAGCAUCUCUGCCAGCAGUUACCCAUUCCUGGACCUGUAGAGGAGAUACUGACUGAGCUCAAUGCCACCAUCACAGAUAUCAUCUCCGCACUGGUGACCAGCACCUUCAUCAUUGAGAAGCAGCCCCCUCAGGUCCUGAAGACGCAGACCAAGUUUGCAGCUACAGUGCGUCUCCUGGUGGGUGGGAAGUUGAAUGUGCACAUGAACCCCCCUCAAGUGAAGGCCACCAUCAUCAGUGAGCAGCAGGCCAAGUCUUUACUGAAGAAUGAGAACACUCGAAAUGAUUACAGUGGGGAGAUCUUGAACAAUUGCUGUGUGAUGGAGUAUCACCAGGCAACAGGCACCCUCAGUGCACACUUCAGGAAUAUGUCCCUAAAACGUAUUAAAAGGUCUGACCGUCGUGGUGCAGAAUCAGUAACAGAAGAGAAAUUUACAAUCCUGUUUGAGUCGCAGUUCAGUGUUGGUGGAAAUGAGCUGGUUUUUCAGGUCAAGACCCUCUCCCUCCCUGUAGUCGUGAUUGUUCAUGGUAGCCAAGACAACAAUGCUACAGCUACUGUUCUCUGGGACAAUGCUUUUGCAGAACCUGGCCGGGUGCCAUUUGCUGUACCUGACAAAGUAUUGUGGCCCCAGCUGUGUGAGGCUCUCAACAUGAAGUUCAAGGCAGAAGUCCAAAGCAACCGAGGCCUGACAAAGGAGAACUUGGUGUUCUUGGCUCAAAAACUGUUCAACAGCAGCAGCAACAACAUGGAAGACUACAACAACAUGGCCAUCUCUUGGUCCCAGUUCAACAGGGAGAACUUACCUGGACGGAAUUACACUUUCUGGCAAUGGUUUGAUGGGGUGAUGGAAGUGUUAAAAAAACAUCUCAAGCCUCAUUGGAAUGAUGGGGCCAUCUUGGGUUUUGUGAACAAGCAACAGGCCCAUGACCUGCUUAUCAACAAACCUGAUGGGACUUUUCUGCUUCGAUUUAGUGACUCUGAAAUUGGGGGCAUUACCAUUGCCUGGAAGUUUGACUCUCAGGAAAGGAUGUUUUGGAAUCUGAUGCCUUUCACCACCAGAGACUUCUCUAUCCGGUCCCUGGCUGACCGCCUGGGAGAUCUGAAUUAUCUUAUCUACGUGUUCCCUGAUCGGCCAAAAGAUGAAGUAUACUCCAAGUAUUACACACCAGUUAUGUGCGAGUCUGCCACUGCUAAAGCUGUGGAUGGAUAUGUGAAACCACAGAUCAAGCAGGUGGUCCCAGAGUUUGCUGGUGCAUCUGCAGAUUCUUCGGGGGGCACUGCCACAUACAUGGAUCAGGCCCCAUCCCCAGCCGUGUGCUCCCAGUCUCAUUAUAAUAUGUAUCCACAGAACCCUGACUCUGUCCUUGACCCAGAUGCGGAUUUUGACCUGGAUGACACUAUGGAUGUAGCAAGACAUGUUGAAGAACUCUUACGCCGACCAAUGGACAGUCAGUGGAUCCCUCAUGCCCAGUCGUGACCCCUGACCCCUCCACCACCUAGCUCUUCAUCCCCUGCCGGAGGAUCGCUCUUGUGGAUGUUUAAUUCCAUGAAUCGCUUCUCUUUGGAAAUAAUACUCAUAAUGUGAAGUGUUAA
Gracilinanus agilis (Agile Gracile Mouse Opossum) is the source of this 3307-nucleotide messenger RNA. Its product is annotated as signal transducer and activator of transcription 5B. The coding region runs from base 828 to 3191 and encodes 787 amino acids. NCBI's taxonomy places the organism in Eukaryota, Metazoa, Chordata, Mammalia, Didelphimorphia, Didelphidae. The record is from RefSeq and is a predicted model, not a curated record. The transcript is spliced from 19 exons. Gene Ontology annotation, biological process: regulation of transcription by RNA polymerase II; response to peptide hormone; regulation of cell population proliferation. Gene Ontology annotation, molecular function: RNA polymerase II cis-regulatory region sequence-specific DNA binding; DNA-binding transcription factor activity, RNA polymerase II-specific.